Messenger RNA from Exophiala oligosperma, 2115 nucleotides. RefSeq names its product O-acetylhomoserine (thiol)-lyase. NCBI's taxonomy places the organism in Eukaryota, Fungi, Ascomycota, Eurotiomycetes, Chaetothyriales, Herpotrichiellaceae. Bases 445 to 1830 code for a protein of 461 amino acids. Gene Ontology annotation, molecular function: transferase activity, transferring alkyl or aryl (other than methyl) groups; pyridoxal phosphate binding. Gene Ontology annotation, biological process: transsulfuration. The record is from RefSeq and is a predicted model, not a curated record. The transcript has 2 exons.
UCUACAUUGUGUCACUCGAAUACCACCAGCUCGUAUUCACACUCGAAGUGUCCAUGUGUUCAAUAGGAUACGAGCAACCAACAUGUCUGAUCACCUUCGCAUUGGUCCUAGCGACUUGGGCCCCGUUUACUGACUGGGAGCGCCGGCGUGGAAUUGGCUCUGAUCACGCAAUUCGGGCACCUCUUCAUCGAGUGCGGGGAAGACGUUGACACCAGUCGCAUCUAUUCUUCCUUCAAAGGUCAAGUAGCUCCCAGCUUUCCACUACUCAUACGGUGAUAAAAUUUUGCUCGGAAGAGACUAUUCGUGCCCUACUCUUGUUCGCCGUUCUGACAAAUCCUGACUAUAUCUCCUUGAUCUUGUCUGCAGCCGCUUGUGCGACUGAGAUUGCACAGCUCACUGUUAAGACUACUACCACAUUACAAAGAUCGCCCAAAUCUUGUCACCAUGUCGGCCGACGACCAUGUCUCGAGAUUCGAGACCCUCCAGAUCCAUGCCGGCCAGGAGCCAGACCCAGCUACCAAAUCUCGCGCCGUACCCAUCUACGCAACCACCUCCUAUACCUUCAACGACUCUGCUCAUGGCGCCCGCCUGUUUGGCUUGAAAGAGUUUGGAAACAUCUAUACCAGAAUCAUGAACCCUACUCUUGAUGUCCUGGAGAAGAGAAUCGCUGCGCUUGAAGGUGGCGUUGCUGCCGUAGCUGCUUCCUCCGGUCAGUCGGCGCAGUUCAUGACCAUCAUCGCAUUGGCGCAUGCAGGAGACAACAUUGUCUCCACCUCGAACUUGUAUGGAGGUACCUACAAUCAGUUCAAGGUCAUGCUCCCUCGUCUGGGUAUCGAGACCAAGUUCUUGAAGUCUGAGAAGCCCGAGGACUUUGAGAAUGCCAUCGAUGACAAGACAAAGGCGGUUUAUGUGGAAACCAUUGGCAAUCCUAGAUAUAACGUGCCCGACUUCGAGGCCAUCUCCAAAGUCUGCAAGGCCAAGGGUGUUCCUCUGGUCGUUGACAACACUUUUGGUGCCGGCGGCUAUUUCUGUCAGCCCAUCAAACACGGGGCAGACAUCGUUGUGCACAGCACCACCAAGUGGAUCGGAGGCCACGGCACUUCCAUUGGCGGUAUGAUUGUGGACUCGGGCAAGUUCGACUGGAAAGCCAAUGCGAAGAGAUUCCCUCAAUUCAACGACCCUGCGCCUGGUUACCAUGGACUGAAGUUCGUAGACACAUUCGGCCCUUUAGCCUUUAUUAUCCGCAUCCGAGUCGAAAUCUUGAGAGAUCUUGGUUCUUGCAUGUCACCAUUCAACGCACAACAAUUUAUUCUGGGCGUGGAAACCCUGAGUCUGCGGUGCGAACGCCACGCUGAGAAUGCGCUGAAACUGGCCAGAUGGCUCGAGAAGCAUCCUAAUGUGGCCUGGGUCUCCUAUCCUGGUCUCGAGAGUCACCCUCACCAUGCAUUGGCCAAGAAAUACCUCCCCAGAGGAUUUGGAGGUGUCAUGUCAGUCGGCAUCAAGGGCGGAUCCGCUGCAGGCUCGCAAGUGGUGGAUGGAUUCAAGAUGAUUUCCAACCUAGCCAAUGUCGGUGACGCGAAGACCCUUGCCAUUCAUCCGUGGUCCACUACCCACGAGCAACUCAGCGAACAAGAGAGACUGGACUCUGGCGUAACCGAAGACAUGAUCAGAAUCUCGGUCGGCAUUGAACAUAUCGACGAUAUCAUUCACGACUUUGAGCAGAGUUUCGCCGCCAGUAGCGCAGCGCAGCCUGAUGCCGCAGCCAGUACGGACAAUGCGACACAAGGGUCCAAACCAAGUACGGAUGCUAAACUCAGUGGGGCAACCUGAUUCCAUUGCUUUUUCUAUCCAUGAGAUUUCACAAAGUCCGUAAGAGAGACAGCGUCUGAUAAUCGUUGGGAUCUGAAUAGGACCAAAUCUUUGAUGAUAAACUCUUCCCUCGCCGAUUUAGAAAUAGGGACAGGCAGGACGGGCACAAGUAUUUACAUCAUCAUGGCUAAGUAGUUGCACAUGUACCUACUGUAUAGGUGGUGCAGGGGGAUGAAUUUCGGGGCAGCCAAUCGGUAGUUACAGAAUAUCCUCGUUGUUCGAGAAUGAAUGUAGAAUUCUCACAUG